AUGGAAGUGCUGCAGAGUGCCCUGGAACAGAAAACAGCAACAAUAAUGAGUCUGGAAUCGGAGAAAGAAAUACUCAGCACUGAACUGGCUUCCACACGAGAGCUCGCGAAACUCCAUCAGCGUUUACAGGUUACUAAAAUAGCAUGUUUUACUCCUAUAGCGCUUGAGUUCGUGCUUCCCUAA
Gongylonema pulchrum is the source of this 183-nucleotide messenger RNA. The record is from the annotation of a GenBank genome assembly. NCBI's taxonomy places the organism in Eukaryota, Metazoa, Nematoda, Chromadorea, Rhabditida, Gongylonematidae.